This is a messenger RNA of Trichoplusia ni (cabbage looper), 2284 nucleotides long. RefSeq lists its product as uncharacterized. The transcript is spliced from 16 exons. NCBI's taxonomy places the organism in Eukaryota, Metazoa, Arthropoda, Insecta, Lepidoptera, Noctuidae. Gene Ontology annotation, biological process: sodium ion transmembrane transport. Gene Ontology annotation, cellular component: membrane. The coding region runs from base 303 to 2195 and encodes 630 amino acids. The record is from RefSeq and is a predicted model, not a curated record.
GCGUAUAAACAUAUGUCAUAGAUUUGUGUUUCAAGAAACACAUUUACAUUCAUAUGAAUAUCCUACAGGAAUAAUCUCAAAACAAAGCAAAUAGAAACUACGAUAUUUAAGAUAUGAUAACCAUCCUCUUUUAUAACAGGAAGAACAGCAUAAUACAUAAUGUAUUCACAUAAAUGUAUUUUUGUCUUUGACGAAUAUUAUGGCUGUCUUGAAGACUUUGACAUCUCGCACUCAAGUAUGGACAAUCCAAAAUUAUAGAAGUCAACAAAACAUUUUGAUUGAAAUCCAAAUUACUUGUGGAUAUGACGACGUCGGGGAAAAGUGGUCGACAUGAAAAUUCAGUUGAAACAAUACUCACAUUUGACAACAGAGAUUUGCAAAGUCAAUGGUCAGUGGUGUGGUCGACGUCCCACAUCCCGGGCGUGCAGGAACAGACUGCCCGGCAGGAGCGCAUGCGCGUGCGCGGACGACGUCGCCUGCGCAUCGGCUCGCUCGCGCUCAGUGCGCUGCUCACCAUGCACGGCCGCGUACCAGCCUCGGCACUAACCGGCGGAGUCUUUGGAUUUGCGCUGUUCCUGGUGGUAGCUGUAAUGUCCCUCGCUAACCCACUACGACAUUUUGAGGUGUACUUGGGUCAGUGGAGCGUAAGUGGGCCAGGACGAGCUUUUCGCAUCCUACCGAUGCUUGACGGUAUAGGCAUAGCAAUGUGUAUAAACGCAAUAGUGCGUGCUAUCAACUGCUGUGCUAUAGCGGCCAUAGCGGCGCUUUACGUGUCACAUUCUGUAGCUGAUGCGAAGUUACCCUUCACAUAUUGUCGGGAUUUCGAAUUAAAAGCUUAUGAACCAGUGAUGAGAGACGUUAAAUUGUUGUCACUAUCCAGAAUACCACUAGAUAAAGCAAUCAUAUAUCCGGGAGAGGAGUCAAGCACCGUGGGAUUAAAGCAUCGAGCUUGGCGAAAUGUUUCACUUUCCAAGAGACGGAAACCUAUUCGGCAAGUACAAAUAUGCAGAGAGACGUACUCAGGACAUUAUCCGUCUAUCUAUAGUACUCCUGCCUACAACUAUUUUUACGUAGAAGUGGUACAUUUACGUUCAAACUUCUCUUUGGUACACUUCAACAUACCACUCGUGUGCGCUAUUGCUGUCAUUUGGCUCAUAUUAUGGUUCAUAAUGAUAUUGGAAAAAUUGGUAUAUGGUAGAUUAAUUUGGAACAACAUGGCCCCGUGGUUUGUAAUAAUACCAUGGGUGUGGACUUUAUUGGUUGCCUUCACUGCAGCGUCAAACCUCACUAUGUACAAAACUUUACGUACAAUCCUACGGCUUGGUGCGAAAGAUGUUAUUGCGGGUUUGGCGGACGCUUUUGAGGUAGCUCUCUAUAUUCAUUCAGUCACUGUUGGAACUGAAAUAAUUCAUGGCAAAGGAUUAAAUUAUUAUGCUUCGGGUCACAUAGACCCUGCCCUGAACAACGAGAACGUGUGGCACUCGGUGACAGUGCUGCUGCUCACGGGCUUCCACACCGGCGGGGCUGCGCUGUGCGCGCUUGUCGAUUACAUACACCCGCAUAACUCGGGCUUGUAUGCUAUGGAGGAGAGUACACUGUGGGUAAUACCAAUGUACUCCAAGUGCACGUCGAUGACUGGUUACUCUCACCUCGUGACGACGCUUGUGUUCGGUGGUUUGACGUUUUCGUAUAUGACUGUGGCGUUCGUGUUGUUAAAAACAGCUUUGCACACAAUCUUUGAAUAUAAAGUGAAACUAGUAUUCGCAGAACAAGUACUCGUUGGAGGUUUAAUGCUGACAUGCAUGGUCAUUACUAUGAUUUUUGCAACCCACGGAGGCAUAGCUUUGCUGGAGAGCGUGGACUCGAUGAUGACGGGCGUAGCGAUGCCGCUGGUGGCGGUGCUGGAGCUGGUGAGCCUGCUGUACGUGUACCGCAGCCACGACUUCCAGUCCGACGCGCGCUUGGCCACGGAAGACAACGCGUGUGCCGCUCGCAUAAGCAUACAGUGGCACAUUAUACCUUUAGUUUCAUUGAUAACUCUCAUACUAAAAAUCACGACGUUAGUGGCGGCGGAGUUGCCGCAGCGCUCCAUGUACCUGGCGCUGGCGCCGCUGCUGGCGCUGGUGGUGUCGGUACCGCUGCGGGCCGCGCACAACGCCUACACCUUCCUCCGGCCCACGCCGCAGACCACCUGAUGCUACCGAAUGGUCCGCAUCCUACAGCCUUCUACAUCGUGCUUAUGAAGCGAACUUCGAAACAAUAAAAUGUUUUUAGUAAAUGUCUA